AUGGCGGAGAGAAUUACUGCAGUUGAGGAACACUUGGGACGUGUGGAAACUAGUAUUGAGGAUUUGCGUACUUUCAUUGUUGCGGAGAUUCAACGGGCGAUGGUGAAUCGUGAAUCACCUCAGUCAAGCGGUACAACGGUUACCUCACCGUUGGAUGAGUUUCGUUUGUCUGCAAAGAAGGUGGAGUUGCCAGCAUUUACCGGUGACGAUCCGGUGGCGUGGAUCGCUCGUGCUGAGACAUACUUUGAAGUACAACGAAUCUCUCAGGAUGUUCGUAUUCAGUUGACAAAGUUAAGUAUGGAAGGCCCUACUAUCCAUUGGUUUAACCUAUGGCGUGAUUCAACAGAGGAAUUGUCAUGGGAGAACCUCUGUGAAGCAAUGAUGGCGAGCUUUGGAGGAAGGCGUUUGGAGAACCCCUUCGAAGAACUCAAGGAAUUGAAGCAAUCUGAGACGGUGGAGGAUUACAUCGCCGAAUUUGAAUUGUGUUCAUCUCAGUGUGGAAGGUUACCAAAACAACAAUUUCUGGGCUAUUUUAUUGGUGGUUUAUGUCACGACAUCCGUUCUCGGGUAAGAACAUUCAAGUCGCACAACCGGUAUGUGGCGAUGCAAUUGGCACGUGAUGUGGAACGUGAAUUUGCUGAAAAUUCAGGCCAUGGAUCUGGUUCACGUUAUAAACCGGGUCAUGGAUAUUGGACAAAAUCUCAAAAACCUAAUUGGGCUUUUCGCGAAGGGGAAGGAAAGGGAUCUGCAAUUCAGACCCAGACUAAUAACUAUUUGGGCAAAACGCGUACUGGUUCGGGUUCGGAAUCUCAAACCGGGUCAACACGCCCUACUAAUUCUACAGCAUCUUCUCGCCCAAAUUUAGGUGACAAUUUGUGUCGUCAUUCUCAUGGUGUCCGCCAUCUACCAAGUGCAGAGGUUAAUGAGCGUCGUGCGAAAGGACUCUGUUUUCGUUGCAACGAACGAUGGGAUCCUCUCCAUCAAUGUGCAACAAAACAGUUACGAUUGAUUAUCUUGGGGGAUGAUGAAAUUGUCAACAAUGAAGGAGAGAUUGUCGUGUUAGAGGCUGAGUCGGAAGAAGAGCUCACACAAGAGGAAUUAGAAUGUAAAACUAUGGGACUGUAUGGUGUAUCCACUAAUCUAAACCAGGUCCGGACGAUGAAAUUGGAGGGAUGUUUACAAGGUGCAUCUAUUCUGGUUCUUAUUGACAGUGGAGCCACACAUAAUUUCAUAUCCCCUAAGGUGGUGGAAACCCUCGGAUUGCCUAUGGUGCCUUCUAAUCCCUUGGGUGUUAAGUUAGGAGAUGGUCAUCGUGUCCUAACUAGGGGUAGAUGCAAUGGAAUUCAGCUGAACAUGGGAGCGGUGCAGAUUUGUUUUAAUGCUUAUGUACUGGAGUUAGGAGAUGUGGAUUUGAUUUUGGGAGUUGUGUGGUUGGAAACUUUGGGGAAGGUGACCAUGGAUUGGAAAGAAAUGUCUAUGGUGUUCAACCAUAAGGGCAAUAUGGUGAAAUUACUUGGUCAAGCUGUAGAUGAUACGAUGGCUACAUUCCAAAGCAUUAUCACUCCUUCUCGAAUGAUAGCAGGCUGUGAAUGGCCUACCUUGAUGGAGGUGCUAGGAUCACCGGUGUCACGUGUCUCUGAUCAUCAGACUAAGAAGUUGGGAGGAUUGUUGGAUCAUUUUGUUAUUGUGUUUAAAGAAAUUCAGGGUCUUCCUCCGCCAAGAAACACUAGCCAUUCAAUUGAACUUUUACAUGGUGCUGGUCCGGUAAGUGUGCGGCCCUAUAGAUAUCCUCAUUUACACAAGGAUGAAAUUGAAAAACAAAUUCAAAGCCUAAUGCAACAAGGUGUGGUGAGAAACAGCACCAGCGCUUUCUCUAGUCCCGUCAUUUUGGUCAAGAAGAAGGAUCAAUCUUGGCGGAUGUGUGUAGAUUAUCGGGCACUCAACAAGGUAACAAUUCAAGACAAGUACCCUAUUCCUGUUGUAGAUGAAUUGUUAGAUGAGUUACAUGGUUGUAGUUAUUUCUCUAAGCUCGAUCUUAAAUCUGGUUAUCAUCAAAUCUAUAUGAAGGAAGAGGAUAUUCAUAAAACGGCUUUUCGGACUCAUGAGGGUCACUAUGAGUUUUUGGUAAUGACGUUUGGCCUCACCAAUGCUCCCGCAACCUUUCAAUCGGUGAUGAAUGCAAUUUUCAAGCCCUUUCUAAGGAAGUUUGUCCUGCAUCAGUUUGUGGCAAACCGGAAGAAAUGUACCUUCGGUCAGCACCAAGUGGAAUAUUUGGGCCAUGUCAUUUCCAAAGCAGGGGUUGUUGUUGAUCCUGCCAAGGUUAGCAGUGUGUUACAAUGGCCGAUUCCUAAGAAUGUUAAAGGAGUGCGAGGGUUUUUGGGGUUAACUGGUUAUUAUAGAAAGUUUAUAGCCAACUAUGGAAAAAUUGCUAAACCCUUGACAGAAUUGACAAAGAAGGAUGGUUUUAGCUGGAAUGCGGCAGCGGCUGAAGCUUUUGAGAAAUUAAAAGUAGUUGUUACAACUACCCCAGUUUUAGCCCUGCCUAAUUUCAAGGUUCCAUUUGAAAUUGAAUGUGAUGCCUCAGGAAAAGGAGUUGGUGCAAUGUUGUUGCAAUCAAAACAUCCCAUUGCAUAUUUUAGCAAGGCUUUUGCAUCAUCGAGGUUAUCUAAAUCUGCCUAUGAUAAGGAGUUAAUGGCUUUAGUGUUAGCUAUUCAGCACUGGAGACAUUAUUUGUUAGGAAGGAGGUUUGUGGUUUAUUCUGAUCAAAAGAGCCUAAAACACUUGUUGCAACAACGUAUUACUACGAUAAAUCAGCAAGAAUGGAUGGCUAAGUUGUUGGGUUUUGACUUUGGGGUGGUGUACAAGGUGGGAGUGGAAAAUAACGAGGAUGCAGAGUUGCAAACUAUUAAAUCCUACCCUAUUUGGCAGCAGAGCAGCCAACUGCAACAAGAAGUAUCAAAUGAUCCUUUGCUUAAAAAUAUUGUGGAGGCUAUUCAAAAGGAUCCUAAUGCUAAACCUGGUUUUGCUUUAAAAGGCGGCAUAUUAUUCUACAAAAAUAGGUUAGUAAUACCUGCUAGCUCACCACUUACUAAGGAGUUACUCAAAGAUUUUCAUUCGUCUCCGAGUGGGGGUCACUCCGGCUACCUACGCACUUAUAGGAGAAUGGCAGGAAUUUUAUAUUGGCAAGGGAUGGAUGUUGGAGAUGCUACCUGGGAAGAGGAACUGUUAUUGAAGAGUCAAUUCCCUGAUUUGCGCCUUGAGGACAAGGCUAAUGUUGUAAGUGGGGAUGAUGAUAGGAAUGAAUCGGAACCCACAAGUGAUGAUGGGGAUGUGUUGGUUAACAAAGAUAAUUUUGGGCCUAAACAGUGGAGGGUAUAUGUGAGAAAGAAUAAGAAAGGCCCAGUUAAUUAG
Molecule: messenger RNA, 3411 nt
Organism: Lathyrus oleraceus (garden pea)
Lineage: Eukaryota; Viridiplantae; Streptophyta; Magnoliopsida; Fabales; Fabaceae
Exons: 2
Coding region: 1-3411 (1136 amino acids)
Source: RefSeq, a predicted model, not a curated record